Lineus longissimus is the source of this 2279-nucleotide messenger RNA. Its product is annotated as SET and MYND domain-containing protein 4-like. The coding region runs from base 12 to 2222 and encodes 736 amino acids. Gene Ontology annotation, molecular function: histone deacetylase binding. The record is from RefSeq and is a predicted model, not a curated record. Lineage: Eukaryota; Metazoa; Nemertea; Pilidiophora; Heteronemertea; Lineidae. The transcript has 15 exons. Gene Ontology annotation, cellular component: cytoplasm; nucleus.
UGGAGGCCAAAAUGCUCCCUUGGCAGAAAUUUCUUGAUAAAAUCACAGAUAAUGUCCCAACUUGUGACUGGUUUGAAGCGUUUUCUUGUUCAAGAGAUAAUGAAGAUAGAGUAGCAACCUGUUGGGGGGAAAAAUUAGUCGAAGAGGUGCCAUGGGUGAAUGGGUACUUUUCUGAAGUACCCAGGAGGAAGUCAACCAAGUGGUCCACAAAAUCCCACACACUUAGAUCUGAUGGCAACAAGCAAUUCCAGAGGAAGAACUAUAGACAAGCUGUUGAAACCUAUACCAAGAGUAUCUUGAAUGCACCAAUAGAAAGCGAUGGUAAAGAACAAAGCUUAGGGUUUGCCAAUAGAAGUGCUGCUCUGUUUCAUCUUCAGGAGUAUCAAAUGUGUUUAGAUGAUAUUGCUCAUGCACUGGAGGCAAGUUAUCCUGAUCAUCUUCAAUACAAGUUGUACCAAAGAAAAGGACAAUGUCUGAUUGAACUGCACAAGUUUGAAGAGGCAAGGCAAGCAUUGGUGGCAGCAUUGGAAUCGAUUGGCACUGCGACCUCGCUCACUCCUGAAAGACAGGAGUCUGUGAAGAAAGAAGUAUUACAAUUAUUGGACCAGGUUUUACGGGAAGAAAACGAUGCUCCACCUGAGGACAAGAACAUGCCAACAGAGGUUCCUGUUAUUAGUUAUGGACCAAGCAGUACCAUCACUCAAGCUACAAGAGCAGUGGGGCUGGGGUUUAAUGAGGACCAAGGGAGACACCUGGUGGCAGUUGAUAGUAUACAGACAGGAGACACAUUGAUAGUUGAGCAACCCUUCUCUGCGGUUCUUCUUCCGUCGCAUUACGAUACUCAUUGUCAUCAUUGUUUCAAGCCCAUCCUAGCGCCUAUAGGGUGUGAUCUGUGCACUGAUGUCCGAUUCUGUUCUCAAGACUGCAAAUCAAAGUCGUGGGAGACUUAUCAUCAGUAUGAGUGUGGCUACUUGAAUCUCUUUCAUUCAGUUGGAAUAGCCCAUCUCAGUCUACGAAUCGUUCUGACAGCUGGGUUACAAUACCUCCUUGAAUCCAAGGAUGAUUAUAAAUCAACAGAACAAGUCCCAGGGCUGACCAAAGAGGGCGUAUAUGACUUCGGGUAUCCCUCCGUUUACCACCUCAUGCCACACUCAGACAAGAUGAAGGUUGAAGACGUCUUUCAAUACACCAUGACUGCUGUUCUAUUGCUGAAGUGCCUUGUACAUUGCCAAUUCUUCCCAGAAAGUGACAUGGAUGCCACACUCGACGGGGCGUUCACUCUUUCACCGGACAAGCAGUACAUUGGCGGCCUGUUGCUGAGGCACAUACAGCAGCUAGUCUGUAAUGCACAUGCUAUCACAGGUUUAAAACCCGAUGUCAAUUUGUCCAGUACUGCUGAUGUAGAGACUGUGAGCCAGGUCCGCAUUGCCACUGCUAUCUAUCCUACUGCGAGUCUGAUGAACCAUUCCUGUAAGCCCAAUAUCAUUUCAAGUUUCCACAAUGAUAUGCUGGUGGUACGAGCCACAAGAGAGAUACCAAAAGGGGAGCAAGUUUAUAACUGUUAUGGCCCUCAUCACAAAAAGAUGAACACAUCUGAGAGGCAGCAGAUCCUUAAAGACCAGUAUUUCUUUAGUUGUAAAUGUGAGCCUUGUCAGCAGAGAGAGGACAGGUCAUUUUAUCAGGCACUUAAAUGUCCAGACUGCAGCGGUCCAUUGAGUCUCCCCAAACCAGACAUGGUGUGUGAAGAGUGCGGCCGUGUGGCAUGUGAUAGUGACAAGAUGCUGGAGAAGGUUGUUCUGGCCCAUAACAUGUUCGUGUAUGGAGUGACCAAGCUAGAGAAAAAUGACAUAGGAGGAGCUCUCUCUGAACUUCAUGACUGCCUAAAGCUACGAGAGGCUGUCAUGUAUCGUCACAACAAGGAUCUGGCAGAAGUCCAGGAUGUCCUCGCCAGGUGCUAUGCUACAUCAGAGAACUUUCUUGAAGCUGCCAAAUACUUGAAAAGAAGCAUCCAAACGAUAAAGAAGAUGUUUGGAUCUCGCAGCAUCGAGUUAGGCAAUGAACUUCACAAACUGGCACAGAUCCUUUUCAAUGAUCACAAGGAGGAUGAAGCAUUGAUGGUGAUCAAGAAAGCGUUGAAGAUUCUGACCAGUCAUUAUGGGAGUUCUCAUCCUGUGACUAAAGACUUGCUAGAGAUGCAAACAUGUUUGCUGGAUGUGAAGUGAAGGGUUCCUUGGCAUUUAGAUAAAUGGCACCUUUGUUGUAAAUUUAAGGCAAGAAAU